AGGCAACAGAAGCAGCAGCAGCAGCGAUCGUUUUUGUGCUUUGUAUAAAAGCAAACAUUAUCUCGUCCAGCAGUUUGCUAGCUGGAAGCGUAAGUAACAACACAUUCUGUCUAUUUUCGUCGCGUGUUAGAUUUUUCACUCACUCACGGCAUUUCGACUGAUCUUAGUGAACUCUUCUAUGAACUCUCUCGUGGACUAAUUGUUGCCGACGCCGUAGACCAGCACCACUUUCUUGAGAUUGAUGAUUUUACCUUAAGUUAUAUUAGCAAGCAAGCACUCAAAUCUGUGAUACUACUUUAAUAUACGCGUAGUCGAAACUGGCUCUCGCAGAUUGUUGAUUGUAGGUAUCGUUACUAAUGAUCAAAGUAUCAAUUUGUAUAUAGUAUCUUUUAAUUCUGUUAUAAUUAUUUGCUAUAACUAUAUAUAUAUAUAUAUAUAUAUAUACACACACACAUAUGUAUACUUUAAAAAAACAAAUAUCAGUUAUUGUUUGACGAACAUCAAGUAAUUCAAGCAGAGAAUAUAUAACUACAAACUGACAAAAUGUGCUUGGUAUAACAAUCUUGUUUUGGAUUAUUAAUUAAUUUACAGAGAGUUACAUGGACACGUGUCCAAAUUUACUGCCUCAACUGGAAGUUGAAUUCGUUUUUUAUUUCAAAGUUAGUUUAACAGAUAAAGUUAACUUUUUGCUUCAUCUCCCAGGGCGGCAUAGGUAGACAACGUAACGCCGGAGAGAGAAAGAAGAGAAAUAAAAUUAGUUCAUAGCUACCAACAUUUUUCCACGAGAACUCAAGAUUCUAUUUAUUAUUUAAAAUAAUUCAUAACAAAUUGAAAAUCUAAAGUUUGCAGUGUCGACUGGUUCCUUGUGUUGGGACCUUCUCUCCAAGAAUGGCGACCACAACAUACUCUUUGGACAAAGUAGCCACUGGUAGUAGCAAUUCUAGUAGUUCCCAGCAUCGUUCCCCUGCUGCUCGUUCAGCCACAUCCCCUUCAUCAUCAGCUCAUAACCGAUCGGUAAAUUUCAACACACAGCGAGAGGCGAUUAAAGAACAAAAAAAGAAAUACUUGACCGCCAAGUAUGGUCAGCAUCAAAUGUCUUUGAUUAGGAAACGUUUAAAAGUUGAAGAUUGGCUUGACGAAAGAUUACGGUUCUUGUACGGUUGUAAGGAUGAUUCUGAAGAAUAUGACUCAAAGUUGGAUUUAGAAGAAUUAUUAAAUUUAGAAACAGACAGUGAAAGAAGAUGUUAUGCAAUGAAAAUGCUGGAAAAUCCCAAGCAACCUCCCGCUGUUGUGGAGGAAUUUGUUGUUCAGUUAUUGAAGCAAGCUAGUACACUGUAAUAGUGUGGUUUACCAGUGGCACUGUAACAGUUAUGAUUAUGAAGUCCUGUAACAGUGUAUGUAGCACCAGUGGUAACAGCAAUAUAGCUUUGGUGUACACACAUGCUUACACACACACAUACACAUAAUAUAUAUACAUACCAAAUUGGCAUGUGUAUGGUAGGGGAUUGUAUAGCCAAUUUAUUUCCAGGGGCUUUUUGUAUAUGGUGUACAAGCUAUAUAUGCAACAAGUUUGACACCCUGCAGUAUUAUUCUUAGAUGUAGUUGCAGCUCCCUAAUUGGUGACCCACUCCUACGACCCAUUUCAAGUUGUUAUCUUUCCUCAUUUGUCUUUUAAUAACAUCCAUACCUCUUUGAAAUUAACACGUCUUGCUCUCUUUUUCUCUGAGUCGAUGAGUGAAGAAGGCAUCUCUCUAUGGAGUUUGGGACAACAGAAGGAAUACAUGCAUUACAUAUAUGCUUGUGUAUAAAUGUAUUUAGGGGUAUAUCAGGGUGGUGAGAUGGAGCAUUUGGUCACUAGCAAGAGUUAGGUUUUAUUUUUUAAAAUUAGACUGUAUUUUGUAGUUCUUCCCCGCAAAAACAUACCAAGGUUAUACCAAAAAGAAAAUUCUUGUAUAUGUUCUAAUGACUUCUUUAUAUUUAAAAAUGCCACUGUCCCCGCUAAAAAAAAUCAACAAAAAUCAACAAAUAUGAAACAAUGUACCAUACAUUUUGAGGUGAAAAAAAUGUAUCCUGUAACUAAGUUUCUCUCUCUUAUGCUCUUAUAGAUCUCUCAGUUCUAAUGUUGUGGAUUAUUGAGAACACAUUUGAAUUUAAAUGUUGAAGAAGAAAUGAAUUUCCUCAAAGUGUUAAUAAAAUAACAUUAAAUAAAGCAGCAAAGUUGAUUUAUUUUUUAAUUUUUCUUUUCAAUCUUGCCAUAUGUUUACAUUGUCAUCAUUUUAAAAAUUCUAUUUUGCAAGUAUUCUCUAAACGUUUUUUUUUUUUUACUUUAGUAUCUUUUCCCUAAACUAAGAGCUGCUGCAUAAAAUGACAAAUAUUUCAAAAAGAUUACUUCACUUCAAUUAUUAUUAUUUUUUUUUAUUUUAGAGUGUGUGUGUGUGUGUGCCACCUCAGUAGUAUUUCAUAUUUCAGAGUGAUCUUUAUUCUUUAAACCAUCAUAUGAGUCAUUGCUAUUCAGUAAAUCAAUACUUGAUGUUACACAUUUGUAGCAAAUCAAGUUAUAAACAUUCUUUUAGUUCUCAAAAGAUUAAUCAAAACCUGAACAUCUUCACGUAUUAGACAUUUCUUGCAGUUUUGUUCUUACACAACUUGUAAAUUAAUACAAAUGAAAUGGGGUAAGAUUGUAAUUAACAGGCAGGAAAUGUAGCUAUUAUAAUUUAAUUGUAGAAGAUUAAUUAAAAAAAAAAAGAUAUUUAGUUGCUUUUUAUAAAACCAGUGUAGAAUUAAUAUUGUUAGCAUUACAGCAUGAGCAUUUCACAAUUGCUGCUGUCUCUUUUAAAAUUUUAAUUUUUGAUUAUUAUUAUUAUUAUUAUUAUUAUUAAUAAUAAUGAUGAUAAUUUUUUUGCUGAUGGUAUUUGAACUAAAGGAAAAGAUUUUCAAUGUUAUAAAUUUUAGAGUUACAUUUUUAUCUGUUCAAUCUCAAUUUUGUAACCAGAGCUCAUUUUGCUCAUAACAAGCUUUUGGGGAUUUCUAAGUAAAAGUAUCCUCCUAUUGAAUCAUUUAAAUCUCGGGUAUCUAAUUUACAUUCUGCAUUAAUAAGAAGAUUCUUGCUGAAUGUUCUAAAGUUUCAUUUAAAUAUGUUUGUUUGUGUGUGUAUGUAAGGUUAUUAGUUAAUGCUAUAUAUUACAGAGAAACUGAGUAAACUUCUACUUCAAAUCCUUUUUCAUAGGAUAUUAGAUGAAAUGGAAGAAUAAUAUUUGAGAUUUAACUUUGUAUUAAGAUUGAUAUUUUUGAAAUGAUAAUACUAUAAAAAUUAAAACAUUUUCUUCUUGCUUAUUAAUAUGUUUGGCAAGAUUGACUUUUAAUUUUCGUAAAGGUGCAAUUCCAUACCUUGUAGGGGGGGGGGGGAUUUUAAUUUGUAAGUUUGGUGAGUAGUUAUUGUUAUUCAUAUAAUGAUUGUGAAAGAAUUUAAUUUUAAUUAAACUUAGCUAAUUAGUUUCCAAACUUUGAGAGGCAGCCCUCCUAGAAGUCAUCAAAUCCUAGGUAUGUUUAAACGAUCAAACAUGAUCAAAGUUGUAAAUAAUGCACUAAUUUAAUUUCUAAAACUCAACAAAGAAUUGCUUUCUCAUCUCUUUUGUAGAAUUCCUAUUUAUUUUCACUGAAAUUCCUUUAUAUAUAGUCAAAAUCAUUUUGGCUAUGUUUAUUUUCAGAGAAAUUUUUGAAGAAUUUAAUUUGAUGGUAACAGUUAAAAAAAAUUCAAAUCUGGAAAAAUUUUGAUAUAUGAAAGAGAAUGAACUAAAUUGUGUAUGAUAUACAUAUAUAUAUAUAUAUUUUUAUAUAUAACGUUGACCACUAACGUGGACAAUUAAUGUGCUAGAAAUAGAUCACAUCUUGUGUCUAUUAAGACCUAAAUUGUUCUCAACAUGAAAUAUAGCAGCAUACCAAAACGUAAGCGCGCAAGACAUUUAAAAUCACCUAAAAAAAUCAGGCUGAAGAGGAAUAGACAAUCGGUAAGAUUCGUUAAAUCCGAAACCGGUCCCUGUUUAAGAAUGUGUUUUUUUUAGGUGAUUUUAAAUGUCUUGCCCGCUUACGUUUUGGUAUGCUGCUAUAUUUCAUGUUGAGAACAAUUUAGGUCUUAAUAGACACAAGAUGUGAUCUAUUUCUAGCACAUUAAUUGUCCACGUUAGUGGUCAACGUUAUAUAUAAAAAUGUUCCUUAAUCCCCUGAGAUUGCAGAUACUAUUUCUGAAUCUCUUUGAUUCUUUAGAUGUGCUGGCCUCCUGGUAAUUAAUCGAUAUUAAUUAAUAUAUGAUUAAUUACCAUAUCUUAUAAUAAUCUAUAUGUAUAUAUAUAUAUAUAUGUAUGCAUAAUUACACAGUAUGUUGUUAGUGACAAAAAGCUAAAAGGUUCAUGCCAUGAGGCAAAUGCUGCAUUUCCAGGUAAUUUGGGUAAGUCAAUUGCCUCAGCGCAGAAAUAAACAAUUUAUUCUAUUAUAAUAGUUUAUUUCCAAUGUAGCUGACUUUUCAUAUAAGUUCCAGUUUUCUGGUGUUGGGUAACAACAUUGACAAUUACUAAGGCUAUGUUAACUGGGAGUAGUAUAACAUUUGACUCACAACAUGAAACUUUUAAUUUUUUAUUACUAACACCAUAAAACUGUGUAUGAAUAAUGAUAAUUCUCAAAUAUAUUGAGUACUUUUUUUGUUUUUGCUGGGCCUAUCAACAAAAGAACAGUUCACUAUAUAUAUAUAUAUAUAUAUAUAUAUAUAUAUAUAUAUAUUCCCUCUCUCUCUCACCGGGAGAGAGGCAUAAGCACAUUAUAUAUAUAUAUAUAUAUAUAUAUAAAAUAUCUUUUUUUUGAAUGGUAGAUCUUGAAGCAGAGAAAGCUAUAAACGGAAGUGUCAACAAUAUGUGUGUGUGUUAUUUUGAAGAUUGGCUGGUGAUCUGAAAAGAUAUUAAUAUCUGCUUUUCAUUUUAACUCAUUGAUUAUUAAUUGUUAUGUAAUUAAUAGAAAAACAAAAAUAUUGAAAAUGCUAAUUCUAUUUAAUUUUUGACAAAAUAGCACGUUUUUCUGUUUAAUUGAAAUGCCUUGCAGUUACUGUGUUCUUUAAGUUUACUGUCUUGCACAUUGCUCUUGGUUCACAUGAUGUAAAACAUGUAGAACCUGAAGUAAAGGGUUGUGAGGUAAGCUUAGCAUAUUAAAAUAUUAUUAAUAUGUGAUUUGUUUUGAAUAAAUUCUAUCAUUCUAGGAAGAUGAUGGGAAAUUUAUGAAUUUUUGUAAAUAUAUAUUUCUUAUGUAAUUUUUGUGUAUAAGAAAGAAUAAAACUGGUAAUUGAAAUAACUUAAUCCUCUGUAUGCAUGAAAUUCCUUAAACAUCAAACCUGGAACAAUCAAUUCAAACACAAUAAGUCAAUCAAAAAAAAGAAAAAAAAGAAAUAUUGUGACAGUUACUGAAUAACUCAAAGAAAAAUGUAAAAAAAAAAGAAAGAUUUCUAUAUUCUAGAACUUGUCUUGGCUUUGGAAACCUAACAUUGUUUGUUGAUUUAAUGUUAUAAAUAUUUGUUUUUCUCAUCAUUUUCUGGAAAAUGCUGAGAGAGAGAGAGAGUGAGUGUGUGUGUGUGUGUGUGUGUGUGUAUAUAUAUAUACACACACACACACACACAUACUUUAUUUGUGUUUUAAGGCUACCAUUGGUUUUAUGUUAAGAAAAAUCUCAACAAUUUUUCAAGCCAUUCACAGAAAAAUUAGUGUUCAUCUCCAUUUUGGAUUAAAACACGAAAAGUAAUGGGAUGUCUCAUGACUGAGAUUUUUUUAAAACAUGAAACCAUUGGUAGCCUUAAUACACAAAUAAAAAUUUUUAUCCACUAAUGUGAUGUUGAGCAUUCAUUCUUAUUUACAUGUGUAUGUACAUUUGUUUUGUUUUGUCCUGCAGGGUGUCCAGUGGAAACCGCCCACCUUGGUAGGCUUAUUGGCUAAACUGAUAACUCUGCCAAGCAGGCUCAGUAGGGUUAUUUGUUUAGCCGCUGCUGGCUUGACCCUGCAGCAGAUACUGGGUUACAUGUUAUCAGUUGCUCUAAGCUUGAUUUUUAACAUCUUUUAUGUGUUGCUUACAAUGGCUGGCCAAAGUAAAAAAAAAAAGAAAGGCAAAACACUCAAUGAAAAAUUUCAUGAUGGAAUGAAGGCAUGUGUCAGUGUGGAUGGUAACUCACCUGCUGCAAGAGGUGUCCAUCAUUGCUACAUCUGUGCAAAUGUAGGUCACUAGCAGGACUAAAAAAUCACAUCUGUGCUGCUUUAAGAGAAUAAUCAAGCUAUAUCAUUACUUGAAAUAAAUUUGCAACCAUCAUACAUAUGUAUAUAUAUGUGUGUGUGUAUGUAUAUAUAUAUAUAAUCUGUACGUAUGUAUACAUACAUAGGUACAAACAUGAAUGUGUGGUUUUGAUGUCACUGCCUAGCACAACAUCUAGAGCAAGUGUGCUCUACAUGUGUCUCAUGUUGACCAGUAUUUCAUGAGUGGAAUUUUAGUAGGCAGGAAGCAUGCAGAGGCCUGUCAUACAUAUGUAUAUGUAUGUAUCUAAGUCCACCAACUUUACAGUUUAUCAAAAAGACUGCUAAAGUAAGUAUGGGGGUUAAUAUGACCCACAAAAAUCCUUAUAGGAGGUGGUCAGGCAUGGCUGCAGUUCACUGACUGCAACUAGUAAAAGGGUAUAUAUAUAUAUAUAUAUAUAUAUAUAUAUAAAAAUAAGGAUCUUUGUAAGCUUUUCAGAAUUUCAAAUGGAAAUCUUUCUGAGGAUGUAUUAAGUUUAUUUUUCUUUUAAUUUCUCAAGUAGUAAAAUUUGAAUUAUUUAUUGUAAACAAUCAAUUAUUAGUGCAUUUGCAAAGUCAUUUCAUUUUCCAUUUAUAUACUCUUUGUUAUCCAUUAGUGUUUUACUUGAUGUAGAUAUCUAGCCUCUUUCUGCUGACCAUUAUUACCUGUAUAUAGAAUUCAAUAUUUAAUAAUGGUGUUUCUGUUGUAAACAGUAUGCACUAACUGUAAACAGUAAAUCAAAUUUAUUUAAUUUUCAAUAUUUAUCGUUAUAUUUUGUAAAUACACUUUUAUAUACAUUUCUGGCCAGAAAACGUAGUUUUUGGAUCAGGAAUAAUAUUCCUUACAAGAAAACUUAUGAAAUCUGCCAAACUUAACUGGAAUUACUCCAGGUGUUUUACAACAAAAUGUUAUCUAUAGAUUAUUUUCUCAGCUGAAUAGUAAAAUUGAGCACUGUGAAAUUAAAAAAAAGAAAAAUAGAUAAAUAAAUGUGUUUAGCUACAGAAAAGUGUAUAUUUUAGAAUUUCUCUUUUAUAUGAGGUAAACAAUUAAGAGCUUUAUGACCAGUAUUGGCUGAAAUUCCAUUAUAUUCAGUUUUUCAGUAAGUUUUGAUGUUGGUGCACUCAAAAUGUGAGGAAAACCUUAUUUUGAUAUUUCAAAAAUAAUUGAUAAAAACUUGGGAAGCAAAGAGAAUUCAAUAAGAUCAAUGCACAAGCCAUUUAAAUUGGUUUAAUUAAUAAGUAGAUAUUUACAAGACAGUGAGUUUAAAAAAAAUUUUUAGUUCAGAAUUGCUUGAGUAAUAUCACUUUAUUUUUAAUAUACAUUCCGUAAUAUUUCUUUCAAACAUUAAACUGUUCAAUGGUAAAUAUUUUUUGUUAAAUAUAGAAUGCACUUGCACUGUAAACUAUCUUUAAUAUUUUUGUGUUGUUUUAAUUUCCAAUUGAAUGGUUCUAUUGCAUUAAGAAACAAUAUUUCCAAAUGGUUCAAUCAUUCUUUUUAUUAUAAACAUUGAUGUUUCCAAUUUGUGGACAUCCACAAAACAUUUCUUUUCAAAUUAUUAUCAGUCUGUUAUUUUUCACUAGCCAGUAAUUUCUUUUUUCUUACUUUGUACAGAUGAAAGAAACAAAUGCCCCUUUUUAGGGGCUCUAUAUUCUUUUUUAAUUGAAAUAUUUCUAAUUUCACUUCUAUCACAUUAUAUUCUAUAUUAGUUGUGCAAUUACUGUUCUGUUUGCCAAUCCAACAGUGAUAUAUUGAUCUGUAAAUACAUACACAAAAAUAUCCCCUCCCACUGGUUUUUACAAAAUUAAUUAAUGAAGAGACUGAAAGCUACACCUUCUAAUUGUCGUUGUACUGUUUGUAUUUCUUUUCAUUUACUGUUAUGGUUUUGUUUUUAUAUGAAUCUCUUCUAAGGGAGAUAAUCAAACAUAAGGUUAAUUCCAGUAAACCCAUUUGCAACUUGACACAUCUGUAUACUUGAAUCAAUAAAUAAUUUUGAAUUA
This is a messenger RNA of Octopus bimaculoides (California two-spot octopus), 8294 nucleotides long. RefSeq names its product protein phosphatase 1 regulatory subunit 14C-like. Gene Ontology annotation, biological process: regulation of phosphorylation. Gene Ontology annotation, molecular function: protein serine/threonine phosphatase inhibitor activity. NCBI's taxonomy places the organism in Eukaryota, Metazoa, Mollusca, Cephalopoda, Octopoda, Octopodidae. Gene Ontology annotation, cellular component: cytoplasm. The record is from RefSeq and is a predicted model, not a curated record.